Messenger RNA from Dryobates pubescens (Downy woodpecker), 540 nucleotides. It is a transcript of the gene NEUROG1, whose product is annotated as neurogenin 1. The record is from RefSeq and is a predicted model, not a curated record. The transcript has a single exon. Bases 1 to 540 code for a protein of 179 amino acids. Lineage: Eukaryota; Metazoa; Chordata; Aves; Piciformes; Picidae. Gene Ontology annotation, molecular function: protein dimerization activity.
AUGCCGGCGGAGGCGGCCAGCAGCGCUGCUGCGGACCCGCCCGGCGCUCCGCGGGAGCGGAGGCGGAGGCGCGGCCGUGCGCGGGCGCGCACCGAAGCUCUUCUCCACACGCUGAAACGCAGCCGGCGGGUGAAAGCCAACGACCGGGAGCGGAACCGCAUGCACCACCUGAACGCGGCGCUGGACGAGCUCCGCAGCGUCCUGCCCACCUUCCCCGACGACACCAAGCUCACCAAGAUCGAGACCCUGCGCUUCGCUUACAACUACAUCUGGGCCCUCUCCGAGACCCUCCGCCUGGCCGAGCAGUGCCUCCCGCCGCCCCCCUCCUUCCGCGGGGCCACCGCCGCCGUUCCCCCUCCCAGCCCCGGCAGCGACGCCGGCUCCUGGCUGUCCUCCGCUUCCCCCUCCGCCCCUUCGCUCUGCGCCUCCGCCUCCGGCCCCAGCAGCCCGGCCACCUCCGAGGACUGCGCUUACGCGCCCGCCGAUACCCUGCUCAACUUCCGCGGGUUGCCCGCGGCCCCGGGCGCGCCUUGCCGCUAG